Molecule: messenger RNA, 6749 nt
Organism: Microplitis demolitor
Lineage: Eukaryota; Metazoa; Arthropoda; Insecta; Hymenoptera; Braconidae
Product: slit homolog 2 protein-like
Exons: 3
Coding region: 2348-4276 (642 amino acids)
Cellular component (GO): plasma membrane
Molecular function (GO): protein binding
Source: RefSeq, a predicted model, not a curated record
CAUGCGCGAAGGGUAUGAGAGAGCACAUGUGUGAUUUAAUUUAUUUUUAUAAUUUAUGAUUUAAAACACAAACGCUUGACUUUUGUUUAUUUUAAGUAUAUAUUUAUAAUUUUGAAUUAGUUGGGAUGCAUAAUCCAGCGUUAUAUUAUGCCCCAACAAUUGUCAACAUAUUACUUUGUUUAAACUUGUCAUCCAACUGAUGACGUCAAGUGAUGUUUAUUAGUUGGGUUAUUAUUAUUUAAUUUAUUAUCCGAUACGAAAGAUAUAGAUAAACCGUUCAUAUAUUUAAUUAAUUAAUUUUGUAUCAUUCAGUUGUCUGAGGAUUUAUGUUUUAUAUCUUAUAUUUUUAAUUUAAGUGAGGCCCAGGGCUGACAAAAGUAAUUAAAAUAAAACUUAAGGGCGACGGUGGUGACAUGUGUGCGACGACCAACAGGUGGAGGUUUAGAUCAUUAAGUUAGAAAGAUACGGAUAAGCAUUGUGUACGGACGUGAUUUUUUUUGUCGCUAAGCAAUAAAGUUUUUUUUGAAAAUAAGUAAAGUUCACCGGGUGAAUUAAUUCGAAUAAUAGAUAUUGUUAUUCCAUUAUUAUAAUAUUUAUUAUUAUUUUGCUGAUUCUUGUGGCUUUUGACAAUGUCGUCAAGUAAGAAGAAGAUGAUGGCUUACGCCAAGACUUAUCAUGAACAGAACGGCCUGGACAUGAUCCCACGUGGUUCUGCUACUUGGAAGGCCUAUCUUACGCUCCUGGUUAAGAUGAAGGUCAAAGCGAUCCAGGCGAAAUCGAUGCGCCGAGUUAAUUUACCGAGGGGAUGUGCAAGAUGUGGCCAGGAGGGUCACUCUGCAAGGCUCUGCAUCAAUCAGCAGUUGGAAGACCGACCCUUUUGCGAGGAGUGUCUCCAUUUUUAUACGAACAAUGCCCGGGACCACACGGGCGGCUUAACCUGGUCGCUCGGAACCGCUGUAUGGUGUGUGCCAAGGUGAUGAGAGAGGAACGAUGCCCGGGUGAACACGGUAAUCUGGGUGACCAAUUAAGCCAACUUGAUUGGAUAGGUUGGCUGACAGACGAUGAGCGCAUGCGCCAGGUCUACUCGCUGGAUCGGGUGGGUCCUAGUGACCCCAAGUCCGAAAAAUUGGAGGCCAUCUAACUUUCACGCGGGUGUUUCCAUAUUACAUUUCGGUAUCUAUUUAUAUCUUACCAUUACUUUGUAAUUUUUUGUAUAACGUUGCUGUAAGACGCCAUAUCUAUUGGUCUAAAUAUACGUUAAAACGGCGCAACCAACUAAGUACCGAGUGCUUUAUUUGUAGCAGAGUUUGACACUCUUACCUUUACCUUUCACCCAUGGUCCGAGCAAGUUGGUAAGUGACAGGUUGGUCAGGCAUUCGUUUUUUUUUUUGGUAAAAUUGUUUCUUUUGAUUUUGAUUAUUUUAUUUUUAUACCCGGUACAAAAGAUCCAGGUAUAAGUAUUGGAUUUAAGGUUUUCAGGUGAUUGUGCCGGCGAAAUGGAAUGCAGAGUCUCGCCCGCAUUUUUCGGGGCAAAACACGGCCUGGUGGGGAGGUGUCACGUAACGAUUCAAAUUAUUUGAUUUUAUUUCGUUUUAAGUUAAUUAUUGUAAUUAUAUAUUUGAAUUUGAAUCGUUGCGCGGGCAUUCCGCCAUUUCGCCGAUGGAACGGCAGUCCAUGCACGGUGCUCGCGCAUGCGCGAAGGGUAUGAGAGAGCACAUGUGUGAUUUAAUUUAUUUUUAUAAUUUAUGAUUUAAAACACAAACGCUUGACUUUUGUUUAUUUUAAGUAUAUAUUUAUAAUUUUGAAUUAGUUGGGAUGCAUAAUCCAGCGUUAUAUUAUGCCCCAACAAUUGUCAACAUAUUACUUUGUUUAAACUUGUCAUCCAACUGAUGACGUCAAGUGAUGUUUAUUAGUUGGGUUAUUAUUAUUUAAUUUAUUAUCCGAUACGAAAGAUAUAGAUAAACCGUUCAUAUAUUUAAUUAAUUAAUUUUGUAUCAUUCAGUUGUCUGAGGAUUUAUGUUUUAUAUCUUAUAUUUUUAAUUUAAGUGAGGCCCAGGGCUGACAAAAGUAAUUAAAAUAAAACUUAAGGGCGACGGUGGUGACAUGUGUGCGACGACCAACAGGUGGAGGUUUAGAUCAUUAAGUUAGAAAGAUACGGAUAAGCAUUGUGUACGGACGUCAUUUUUUUUGUCGCUAAGCAAUAAAGUUUUUUUUGAAAAUAAGUAAAGUUCACCGGGUGAAUUAAUUCGAAUAAUAGAUAUUGUUAUUCCAUUAUUAUAAUAUUUAUUAUUAUUUUGCUGAUUCUUGUGGCUUUUGAAAACGAAAACCCCAAAGGUGACCAUAUGAGAUGGCGACUUGCUCAAAUUCAUUUCCGGCGUUGCCGAUAGCAUUAAUAAUAACUUCCAUUUCAAUAACAACCAUUAAAACAAGCAGUGAUCUAUGUCCCGUGAUCUGUAAAUGUGAAGAUGAAUUCCUACGUGCAUCAUGUGUUUAUGCAAGUUUAGAAGUUGUACCAAUUCAGUUAAAUCCUGAAAUCCAUCAUUUGGAUCUAUCCACUAAUCGAAUUGCAACUCUCAACUUGGGAUUUGGUUUUUAUGACAAUCUGGAAAGUCUGGAUCUGUCUUACAAUACUUUACAUACUUUGGGAUCAAAUAAUUUUUUACUGCAAACACACUUGGUGAUGUUAAAUAUUAGCAACAAUAAUAUAAGAACUGUUGGUAGAAAUUCCCUAAAAGGGCUAGAUUCGUUAAAAGUUCUCGAUCUCAAUAAUAAUAAUAUCACAGAAGCAGAUUCUGCGGCAUUCCGUCACACGAGUGAAUUAGAAGAUCUGAAUCUUAGCGGCAAUUCACUGACGAGUUUGCCUAAUGAUCUCUUCAGAAAUUUACACAGAAUACGUAUUCUCAAAUUAAGUCGAAACUCACUUCUUGAAGUGCCAAAAUCGAAUCUUCAUUUAGUACCUAGCCUGGAGGAUUUAGAACUAUCAGAGAAUUUGAUUCAAGAAAUUUCACAUGAUUCCUUGCCAACACUACGUUCACUCGUGUCACUUAACCUAGCUAACAAUGUAAUACGAAUUAUUAAGGACGAAGCAUUUCAACGUUUGCCAGCACUUCUAUAUCUCAAUUUACAAGGAAAUAAUCUUACUUAUGUACCAACACCCGCUUUAUCACAUUUAAGUCUUUUGUCAUAUUUGAUUCUAUCACGUAAUCCACUUGAAAAGUUAGACAACUUAGCAUUCCGCAAUCUAUUUGAAUUGAAAACCAUAGAUUUACGUGAAUGUACAAUUGCGCAUGUUAAAUCCCGUGCAUUUGCUGAUAAUGUCAAUCUUGAGAAAAUUUUUCUUGACAAAAAUCGUGAUCUCCGACGUCUGCCACCUCGAAUUUUACAUUCAGCAAGAUAUUUAACAACUAUCUCACUACGUCAUUGCAAUCUUUCUAACCUUGAAGCAACACACUUUCCAGUUCAUGGCUUAAAUCUUUUACAAAUAGGUGGCAAUCCGUUGAUCUGCAAUUGUUCACUACAUUGGCUCUGGAAUGUCAUUCAUGACAUAGAGGAGCGUAAUGCAUCAACUCUGUUCAUAGAUCGUGGUGAAAUUAUUUGUGCGGACGAGAAAUUCAAUGGUAAAUUAUUGAUGACUUUAUCGGAAAGUUCAUUGCAUUGUCGAUUAAGUCCUUUAUAUUUAUCAUUGUCUGCCGCAGGAUGUUUAAUAGUUACUGCAAUUAUUAUUAUAAUUAUUGGCUAUAUAACACAUGCCAAACGCCGUAAAAGACUAUUUGAUAGACUCAGUCGUCCGGAGAUAUUGAUAUACGUUGAACCAACUGAAGAUGUGACUAAAUGUAUUCCCAUGUAUCCAUCACUGCGUAUUGAUCAAAAUCGUGUGCCAAUUUUAUCAAGUGGUAGUCUUCAUAAGUUUGAUGGAAAUCAAAAGAGAUAUGAUAACACAUCCUAUAAUGCUCCACAUUAUGAUAAGCAUAUGGAUCAUAAUAUCACUAAUUUUACAGUUGAAGAUUUUCCUAAUAGAUCAAUGGACAAUUCAAGUUUUUAUGGGAAAUGUAAUAAAGAAAAUGUUUAUGGAGUGACUGACGUUACCAAUAUACAAAAAGAGCCCGAUGUAUAUGAUAAUAGUAUUUACCGAAUGGAAAAUUCAAACAAUCGAAUUUCUCAAGCCAGGUGUCAUAAAGAUAGUAAUAUAAGUGAUUAUGAUUGCGUUAAUGAUUAUGAAUUUUAUUCACCAUCUAAUGCGAGAUUAGCUAAAAAACCUCAUGUUGUAUUUGUCUAAGUAUAUAUAAUAUAAUAAAAAAUAAAGUUCAAGUAUUUAGAUCUGAUCAGAACUGAACCUCAAAUGAGGUUGUAUGAUUAGAUCAGACCGAAUAAAUUUCCAAUUAAGGUAGGACGAAACUACAUUUAAUUAGGUUUAUUCAUAUUUACCCGAGUAAAAAAGAGUUUAUAUAAUUACAUACAAUUGUAUAUAGUUAUAUAGAAUUUUAUACAAUUAUAGUAUCGUUUUCAAUAGAAAACUGGCCAACUCCAUUUUUGUAAAUUAUACAGGAUAGCUAAAUAUCAGGAAAAGACAGUGAUUUUUUCAACUUAGAAAAAAUUUUUUUAUUUCAAAUUUGUUAAGUAUUGGUUCUCUUUUGAAUUGUUUGUUGUUAGGUAGUUUUCUUUCAGCAAUUAUUAUUAUUCAAAAAUUAAAAAAAAAAUGGAAACCAAGCUUAACAACGUGUAUUACGUCGAUUGCUAACAGGAAAUGCAAACGACUCUUUUUUUAAAAAAUGGGGAGUUAGGCAGUUUCCUACAAAAAAAUGACGAUGCACAAUAAAGUGCGUCAUUUCAGAGCAACGUUUUUUUUACGUACUUAUUGAAAAAAUCAUAGUUGAUUACAAAAAAAAAGUUUCCCACAAGAAAGAAAAUUCUGAGUUCAUCGAAAAAUUCGAUUUACCAUAUACUUAAAACCGAGAAAUUUUUUUUUUCUCUAUAAUAUUGAUAAUUAUUCGAUACAUCAAAAAUGUUUAAGAGUAUAAGAUGACUCAUACCCCUUAUUAAAAGAAAAGAUUGAAAAUGACUAGAAAAAAAAAUUUUAAAUACUUUUUAAUGCUUUUGAAUACUGUGAAUAUUUUGAAUUGUCCUUUUUAUGGGCAUUUAGCAUUGCAAAUCAUUUCAAAUCGAUUCUUUUAAUCAGGGACAAGCUUAUAGUGCAUAAAUGUCUUUUCAAAGAAGCCUAUUGCAUUGACUCGGUACUGACAGUAGCUCAAGAGUUUUAAAAGUUGAGAGUAAAUUUUCCAUUAAUACUUGCAUAUUAUCAUUUAUAAGUCAUAUACAACAACAUGUAAAAACUCAACUUUGUUACAUUUCAAAUUUCUUUGCAACAAAUGAAUUGAUUAAUGAAAAAAUAUUAUUAGUUCUAGAACUAAUGCAAUAAAGUACAUGGAUCGACGCAAGCAAAACCAUACCUCAAUUGGUUAAUUUGUUCGAGAUGUUAUGUCCACCGCUGUAAUUAAAAUUUAUUAUCUGAGAUUUCUCCAUUUGGUAGCGAUAGGAAAAUUUUGACGAGUCAUUUGGAGGAUGCGAACAACUAUAAAGAAUACGAGAAAAGAUAUCAAAAUUUUCUCUCACUUAUUUUUGGAUUAUUCUUUCUUCUAACACGGUAGGUGUUUAUCCCUCCAGACCUUUGCAGCGCACUCGAUCUUCUCCUGAAGGAUUUGGUUAAAUGUGCGCGGCGAGAGUUGUAGGAUAAAAUCUUAUGUCCUACUUUCGAAUAAAAUUUGCAAGGCUGAAGUUAUGAUCUCUAGUCUUUUAAUUAAACGUUUCAAUUACAAUAAUUUUGAUUGAACUUCACUUAUAAACUAUAAUUUUUCACAAUUUUUAAGAAUACAAUUUUAUUGUAUUAUGCGUCUUUGUUGGGCUCGAAGGCUUAUGUGCAUAGAACUGAAUAGACUCGAGAUUAGAUUACAAAUUAUAUUAAUUUUAAAUCAUUAUUCAAUCGAGCCGAAGUUUUAACCGAUGUUUGAAAAUUUUUAAUACAUAGCUCAGAUUUAGUUAUUGACUUUUCAACGCAAACGUGAAUUCUUGCAGUAAGAUUAAUAGAUUUUUAGAAAGAUUAUAUUUAAUUCCUUAUUGAUUUUUCGACGCAAACACGGAUUCCUGCAAUAACCCAACUAAAUUUUUUUCCAAUACAUAUAUUGGGUCCCAAUCAGGAAUUGCUGAUAAUUCCGUCACCUACAACUAAGGCGUACACGUUAGUCACACCAAUAUGUUUUCUGUACGAGUGUGUAUGUGUGUGUUAAUUUUUUAUGAUUAACUUAUAUCAAAAAUUGCUAAAAUAAAUAUUAAAAAGCAGUGGAAAUAAGUCAAGAUUCGUGUACGUCAAUAUGUAAAUAAUUUUAUGAUAAAUAACUAAUAUAUACAUAAAAAAAUGAAAUCAAUGAGAAAAAUGAAUACAAGAAGUGAAUUUCGACUAUGGGCAAUAAAAACGAAUAUUGCACAUUGUCAUUCAGACGAAUUAUUACAAAUUUUACAAUCUGAAGUACUUCCUGAGUUACCAAUAUCAGCAAAAACUUUUCUAAACAAGUGCAGUAUAUCUUUUGAAAUUUUACAGGCUGUAGGAGUAACUUAAGUAACUCAAAAGACUGCGAAGAAGGAAGUCAAAAAAAAAAUAAUAAUUAAAAAGAACAAAUAAUAGAUAUUAUUUCAAUUAUAGUUAAUUUUUAAGUACAAUUUAAUGAUUGUAUUUAAAGUAUGUUACCGACUUUAUA